This is a messenger RNA of Thelazia callipaeda (thelaziosis nematode), 1263 nucleotides long. NCBI's taxonomy places the organism in Eukaryota, Metazoa, Nematoda, Chromadorea, Rhabditida, Thelaziidae. The record is from the annotation of a GenBank genome assembly.
AUGUCUUCUGAAAAAAAGCAAUUUUCCACAUCUGACCGAGUAAAAGAAGUCAAGCCUAACAUUUGGGUAGAAUUCACGAGCUUAGCAGUGGAGUGCAAUGCAGUAAAUAUUGGACAGGGUUUUCCUGAUACUCCAGCGCCCGAUUUUGUGGUAAAGAUGCUGGAAAAUGUUACCAAACAUCCAGAAAGGACUGAUUUCCAUCAGUACACUCGAAGUUUCGGUCAUCCCAAAUUGGUACAUAUUUUACUUUAUUCAAGAACAUUAGGUGUUGAUGUUGAUGCACAGCAAAAUGUUUUGGUGACCGUUGGCGCAUAUCUUUCAUUAUAUUAUGCAUUUAUGGGCUGGUUAAAUCAAGGCGAUGAAGUGAUUGUAAUUAAUCCGGCAUUUGAUUGCUAUGUACCACAAAUCCUUAUGGCAGGUGGAAUACCUGUGUCAGUUGUGCUUGAAUUACCGUCAGAAUUCAGUAGCAGUGCAGAUUACACACUGGAUCUGAAAGCACUGGAAGCAAAAAUCAAUCAACGGACGAAAAUGAUUGUUAUUAAUAAUCCUCAUAAUCCGACUGGGAAGUUGUUUACAUUGAAAGAACUGGAGGGUAUAGCUGACAUUGUUCAACGCCAUAAUUUAUUAGUUAUAGCGGAUGAAGUAUAUGAAUGGCAUGUUUAUGGAGGCAAAAGAAUGCAUCGUUUUGCCAGUUUACCGAAUAUGUACGAACAUACAAUAACUGUUGGUAGUGCUGGAAAAGCAUUUAGUGUUACUGGAUGGAAAUUGGGGUGGUCUGUUGGUCCAGCUAAACUUCUUGAACCGCUAAGACGAAUUCAUCAAAAUUGUAUCUUCACUUGUCCAACUCCUAUCCAAGAAGCUGUAGCUGAAGCAUUUGAAAAAGAAAUGGACAUUAUGCAAAGUAAUCCAACAGAAAGUUACUUAAAGAACGGAAUAACAUUAAAUUUAAUGGAAAAAAGAGACCGAAUGGCAUCAAUACUGCAGGAAGUGGGAAUGAAGCCUGUCAUUCCUGAUUCUGGCUAUUUUAUGGUGGCAGAUUUUUCAAACAUAGAUGGUCCAUUCAAGUUGGCAAAUAAUACUGGUGAUCCACUAGAUUUCCGUUUUGUGCGAUGGUUAUGUCGUGAAAAGAAACUCGCAGUGAUUCCAAAUUCAGCGUUUUAUGAUAAUGAAAACAAACUGAAAAACGAUCGUUUUGUUCGCGUUUGUUUUUUUAAGUCUGAUGAAGUGCUGGAUGCUGCCGAAGCAAUACUAAGAUCAUUUUGA